This is a messenger RNA of Fomitopsis serialis, 1278 nucleotides long. RefSeq names its product Ribokinase-like protein. NCBI's taxonomy places the organism in Eukaryota, Fungi, Basidiomycota, Agaricomycetes, Polyporales, Fomitopsidaceae. Bases 152 to 1150 code for a protein of 332 amino acids. Gene Ontology annotation, biological process: metabolite repair. Gene Ontology annotation, molecular function: ATP-dependent NAD(P)H-hydrate dehydratase activity. The record is from RefSeq and is a predicted model, not a curated record. The transcript has 7 exons.
CUGGGGACGGCGACGUCACCGGGCGUGCUGCCUCCACGCUCGACGCUCUCCCCGUACAAAACCCAACGGCUGUGGCAUUUACUCUUUUACACAACCACACAUCGCCUCGUACGACGCUCACGACUUAAACGACUGACUUGACGAGAUCAAAAUGUCCGUUCCCCGCCAACUCUUCAACGAAAUCAGGCAGAUCAUCCCGCCUCUCAACGGCUCCCUUCACAAGGGCCAGUCUGGCCGAGUCGGUGUCCUCGGCGGCGCGCUCGACUACACGGGCGCGCCGUUCUUCGCCUCCAUCUCAGCUCUUCGCAUCGGCGCAGACCUCUCGCACGUCAUCUGCUCGCCGACCGCCGCUGGUGCCAUCAAAUCCUACUCCCCCGACCUCAUCGUCCACCCCAUUCUCCGUGAGGACCAAUCGCCCGCGGAAGUGAAGCCAGCUCUGUCCUCAUUGUUGGAGCGCCUGCAUGUACUAGUAAUUGGGCCCGGGCUGGGACGAGAAGACUACAUGCAGAACUUCGCCAAGAUGGCGCUGAACAUCGCGAAAGAGCAGGACAUGUACGUUGUAUUGGACGCAGACGCAUUGUGGAUGGUCGGUCAGGACCUGAGCCUCAUCAAAGGCUACCGCAAGGCAGUCCUCACGCCGAACGUCAUGGAGUUCAAGCGGCUGAGUGAUAACGCUGGCGUGGACCCAAAGAGCCCGCCCGACGAGCACGCCAUGCGGAUCUCGCGCGUGCUGGGCGGCGUGACAAUCCUGCAGAAGAACAAAGAGGACAUCAUCGCGACCGACACGGGGAGCACGCUCUCCGGAAGCCAAUCCACAGAAGAACAAGUCGUCGUCGACACACCGGGCGGGUACAAGCGCUGCGGCGGGCAAGGCGACAUCCUCAGCGGGACCGUCGGCACCAUGCUCGCGUGGGGAAAGUGCUAUGAGACAGGAGCAUAUGGUGACAAGACUCUCCCACUGUCGCGCCUUCCGCUGCUCGCGGCCGUUGGCGGGUCGAUGGUGACGCGCACGGCAUCGCGGCGCGCAUUCUCGAAGCAGGGCAGGGGCGUCGUCACACAGGACAUGCUGGGAGAGAUUGGCGGCGCUUUUGCAGAGACAUUCGGUGAGGACGAGAAGGGGUGGGGUGUACAAGGCGCGGGGAAGCUAUGACCUGCAGGAGUACCAUGAAACGAGAACGUCUAUACUAGUGUAGGGCAGCCUGGCUACCCAGUGUAUGAUUAUGUACGGUAGAGCCUGUGUGCUGUAUUGUUGAAUGGCAGUGUGGACGCGAAAAAAAA